UGAUUAUUUACAGAAGCGUCUUCUCUUCCGGGAUUGAUUAACCAUCCUAGUUAACCAAGAUGGCGGACCGGACGCCUGGUGGUGCUCAGAAAGCGAGUGCUAAGGCAUUGCUUGAAAGCAAGUUAAAGUCCUUCAGCAUUGGGAAAAUGGCUGUGGCGAAAAGGACGUUAAGCAAGAAGGAGCAAGAUGAAAUUAAGAAGAAGGAGGAUGAGAAAGCUGCUGCUGAGAUUUAUGAGGAAUUUCUCGCUUCCUUUGAAGGAGGAGAUGGCAAAGUCAAGGCUUUUGUGCGAGGAGGACUUGCAAAUGCAUCAAAAGAUACAGCUGGUGCAGAUGAGAAGAGAGGCAAGUUGUACAAGCCCAAGCCACGCUUUGAAGCCAAAAGCAUCUUGCCUCUGGAAACGCCCCCACAAUUCCUGGCACUUGAUAAAAGAAAUGUCAUAAAGAAGAACCUUGAAAAAGAAAAGAAAAAGAGUAACCUUGAACUUUUUAAAGAGGAAUUAAAACAAAUACAGGAGGAGAGAGAUGAACGGCACAAGUUGAAAGGGCGAGUCAGCCGCUUCGAGCCCCUUGGUGUGGAUGGGCGGCGCUCUGUGGAUGGUUCCUCGCGCAGAAACCGUCCAAACAGUGCUUUGGAUGACUCUGCUCCAGGCUCCCAUGAUGUGGGAGACCCCACAACAACCAACCUUUACCUUGGAAAUAUAAACCCACAGAUGAAUGAGGAGAUGCUGUGUCAGGAGUUUGGACGCUACGGCCCUCUGGCCAGUGUCAAGAUCAUGUGGCCCCGGACAGACGAGGAGAGGGCACGCGAAAGGAAUUGUGGUUUUGUGGCCUUCAUGUCCAGGAAGGAUGCUGAACGUGCCCUGAAGAACUUAAACGGCAAGAUGAUCAUGAAUUUUGAGAUGAAGCUGGGCUGGGGCAAAGGUGUGCCCAUUCCGCCCCACCCCAUCUACAUCCCCCCCUCCAUGAUGGAGCACACCCUCCCCCCGCCCCCCUCCGGCCUGCCUUUCAAUGCCCAGCCCCGCGAGAGGCUGAAGAACCCUAACGCCGCAAUGCCCCCAGCUCCCAAAAGCAAGGAGGAAUUCGAAAAGAGUCUGUCGCAAGCCAUAGUCAAAGUGGUUAUCCCAACAGAAAGGAAUUUGCUCUGUGUCAUCCACCGCAUGAUCGAGUUUGUGGUGCGUGAAGGGCCCAUGUUUGAAGCUAUGAUCAUGAAUCGGGAGAUUAAUAACCCGAUGUACAGAUUUCUCUUUGAAAACCAGAGCCCUGCUCAUGUGUAUUACCGGUGGAAGAUCUACGGCAUUUUACAGGGAGAGGCUCCCAUAAAAUGGAGGACUGAUGACUUCCGCAUGUUCAAGAAUGGGUCACUAUGGCGACCGCCUCCUCUCAACCCAUACACGCAUGGUAGCGCUGAUGAUGAAGAGGAGGAGGAGGAAGAACAGGAGCCUGGCAAGAAAGGCUGCUUGAAAGAAGAUGAGAGGGAUAAGCUGGAGGAGAUGUUGAGGGCCCUAACGCCCAGGAGAAGUGACAUCGCUGAGGCCAUGCUUUUCUGCCUGAGCCACGCCGAGGCUGCUGAGGAGAUAGUGGAGUGCGUCACGGAGUCCCUCUCCAUCCUCAAGACCCCUCUGCCCAAAAAGAUUGCACGGUUGUAUUUAGUAUCUGAUGUGCUGUAUAACUCGUCUGCAAAAGUGGCCAAUGCAUCCUACUACAGAAAAUACUUUGAAACCAAACUUGGUCAGAUAUUUGCUGACCUCCAGUCUACAUACAAGUCGAUACAGGGCCACCUGCAGUCAGAAAACUUUAAGCAAAGAGUCAUGGCAUGUUUCCGGGCAUGGGAGGACUGGACCGUCUACCCAGAACCCUUCCUCAUCAGACUACAGAACAUCUUCCUGGGUCUGGUGAACCUCACAGCUGAGAAGGAACCUCCUGUGGUGACCGCCGUAUUGCCAGAGCCUGAACCUGUAGAGGAGAUCGACGGGGCACCAAUAGGUGAAGAGCUGGAUGGUGCUCCACUAGAAGAUAUGGACGGAGUGCCCAUAGAUGGCGCCCCCAUCGAUGGCGAACCUUUGGAUGGGGCACCCCUGGAUGACUUGGAUGGAGUUCCCAUCAAGGCCAUAGAGGAGGAUCUGGAUGGAGUUCCGCUUGAUCAGUCUGGGGCAAAAGGAGCGGCGUUCAAGGUAGCCCCGUCCAAAUGGGAAGCAGUGGAUGAGGCUGAACUGGAGUCACAAGCUGUCACUACAUCGAAAUGGGAGGUCUUUGAGACGCCCGAAGAGGAAGGGAAGAAGUCCGAGGACAACAGUGAUGAUGACUCUAGGAGCGCCCGGUCAGAAGAGCAGCAGAGCUUCUCCAACCCCAUGAGGGACGAGCACAACGACACCAAGACCAAAAUCUCUGAGAUGAACGAGGAGAAGCGCUCCAAACUACGCGAGAUUGAACUCAAGGUGAUGAAGUUCCAGGAUGAGCUGGAAUCAGGCAAGCGGCCCAAGAAGUCUAGCCAGAGCAUCCAUGAGCAGGUGGAGCUUUACAGAGACAAGCUGCUACAGAAAGAAAAAGAAAAAGAGAAACUUGAAAGGGAGAAGGAGAAAGAGAAAAAAGAGAAAGAGAAAACCGAGAGCCGCUCAAAGGACACAAAGAAAGAGAAAGAGAAGGAGAAAGAGGAAUCCCCUCCUGCUAAAAAAGAGAGGAAACGCAGGCACAGCUCAUCUCCCAGUCCCACGCGGGGCAGCAGCAGCCGGCGGCGGUCCCCCUCCCCUCGCUCGGAACGCUCAGAGCGGUCGGAGCGGUCAGAGAGGUCGUAUCCUAAGGACACCACGCGGUCACGGUCUUCUCACAUAGACUCCCCACGUUCUGUCACCAAGAAGUCCUCCAAAAGGUCUCCCUCAUCUCCCAGAACUCCAAAGCGAUCCCGAAAGUCGCGUUCGCGAACGCCCAAAAAGUCCACCAAGAAGUCCCGCUCCAAGUCCCGUUCCCCACACCGCUCACACAAGAAGUCGAAGAAGAGUAAACACUGACCCGUCGUCACAUGCCCCCCCCCCCAACACCCCCUUCUUACCCAGUCUCCCCCCUGCCCCCCUGCUCGCAGGACUCGUGUAGACAAGUCAGAGGAGUAGCAGCAGCCAAUCCCAACGUCCCAAUCUCUAUCCCCAAUCCCUUCUGUGCCUGAUCGCCUUGAGGACGUCGCUAGGAGAGACUGACAUUGGUGAUGCGUUUGCUGUGGAGCCCCCAGCAGCUGCUGUUUUAUAAUGUACAGUAAUCAUGAGAGAGGUGCGUGUGCUCUCCUAGGCCCGGGCCCCAAUUCCACCCCCGUGCUGGAUCACAUGCUCAUGCCUAGUCAGUGUGUACGGCCGUAGUCCGAUUUACAUGUGUCUGUUUUGUUGUUUUUGUAGUUCACAUUAAAGAGGAUUCAUAAGA
This is a messenger RNA of Clupea harengus (Atlantic herring), 3405 nucleotides long. RefSeq names its product U2 snRNP-associated SURP domain containing (gene u2surp). NCBI's taxonomy places the organism in Eukaryota, Metazoa, Chordata, Actinopteri, Clupeiformes, Clupeidae. Gene Ontology annotation, molecular function: RNA binding. Gene Ontology annotation, biological process: RNA processing. The record is from RefSeq and is a predicted model, not a curated record. Gene Ontology annotation, cellular component: nucleus.